Messenger RNA from Pimephales promelas (fathead minnow), 5193 nucleotides. The record is from RefSeq and is a predicted model, not a curated record. NCBI's taxonomy places the organism in Eukaryota, Metazoa, Chordata, Actinopteri, Cypriniformes, Leuciscidae.
UUGCAAGGACCGUUCGAGUUGGAAGCAAGCUUCAGAUGUAACCCUAAUACACUCGCGGACAUUUAUGCGUUUAAUCCACAAUCCUUCAUCGAGACCAGCAAGAGAUUCUGGAGAACGACGCGCACGGACUGACAACAAGCGUUACUGAGUUUAAAAUACUGAUAAAUUCUCUUCUUAGUGGACAAGACUGCAAGUGAUGCUGAAGGAUUGAGUGUUUUCUGAUCAGUUUUCAGGGUCAGUUUAGCUGCAGUAUGUCAGAUGAAAGAGGAAAGGACUCUCUCUCUCAGAUGAGUCUCUCAGAGAAACACAGUGUAAGAUCAGGAUCACAUGUGUCCAGCUCUGUGUCUUUGAAGAGUGAUUGGUCUAAAGAUCCUCCACCAGACUUCAGUGAGAAAACACCAUCAUCUAAUAAAAGUGUAAGAUCAGACUCACAUGUGUCCAGCUCUGUGUCUCUGAAGAGUGAUCAGUCUAAAGAAGGACUUCCACCAUUCUUCAGUGAGAAAACACCAUCAUCUAAUAAAAGUGUAAGAUCAGGCUCACAUGUGUCCAGCUCUGUGUCUCUGAAGAGUGAUUGGUCUAAAGAUCCUCCACCAGGCUUCAGUGAGAAAACACCAUCAUCUAAUGAAAGUGUAAGAUCAGGCUCACAUGUGUCCAGCUCUGUGUCUCUGAAGAGUGAUUGGUCUAAAAAUCCUCCACCAGACUUCAGUGAGAAAACACCAUCAUCUAAUGAAAGAGUAAGAUCAGGCUCACAUGUGUCCAGCUCUGUGUCUCUGAAGAGUGAUUGGUCUAAAGAUCCUCCACCAAACUUCAGUGAGAAAACACCAUCAUCUAAUAAAAGGCUUCAAUAUGAGACAUUAGACUUAGACCUUCAGACUCACAGGAACCACGAGAAUUUCAAAGACAAUCUUCUUGGGAUCUUCCAGGAUCUUGAGAGCAAAAUAAUCACAUUUCUGAAGAAUGAACUGGAGAAGUUAAAGAAAAUAUUGCAACAUGAGAACACACAACACUUUGUGAAGGACUUUAAUGAGAACAGAUCCAGUAUCAAAUCAGCAGCUCUUGAUCUCACACUACAUUACCUGAGAGAGAUGAAGCAAGAUGAAGCUGCUGAUGCUCUAGAAGGUGAGCUGUUCUUCAUUCAUCAGCUGAAAUGUGGCCUAAAGAAGAAGUAUCAAUGUGUGUUUGAAGGAAUGGCGAAGCAAGGUGACUCCACACUCCUGAAUAACAUCUACACAGAUCUCUACAUCACUCAGGGUGGCAGUGAACAGGUCAAUACUGAACAUGAGGUGAGACAGAUUGAAGUUGCUUCCAGACGUCAUGAAGCACAAGAGAUACAGGUUGAAUGCACACAUUUGUUUGAAGCGCCUGAACAAGACAAGGAGAUCCGAACUGUACUGACAAAAGGAGUCGCUGGCAUUGGGAAAUCAGUCUCUGUGCAAAAGUUUGUUCUGGACUGGGCUGAAGGAAAAGAAAAUCAAGAUAUCAGCUUCAUAUUUCCUCUUCCAUUCAGAGAGAUGAACUUAAAGGAGAAAGAAAAACUAAGUUUGAUGGACCUUAUAACUCAGUUUUUCCCAGAGACAAAAGGACUGAACCUUACAAGAAGGAAUCAGUUCAAAGUGCUGUUCAUCCUUGAUGGAUUGGACGAAUGUCGCCUUCCUCUGAAGUUUGAUAGUAAUGAGACGUGGCGUGAUGUAUCGUCACCAGCCUCUCUGGAUGUUCUCCUGACGAACCUCAUGAAGGGAAAUCUGCUUCCUUCUGCUCUCGUCUGGAUCACCAGCAGACCAGCAGCUGCCAGUAAGAUUCCUCCUGACUGUAUCGACCGGCUGACAGAGAUACGAGGAUUCAGCGACGCACAAAAGCAAGAGUACUUCAAAAAAAGAUUCAAGGAUGAAGGUCAAGCCAACACAAUCAUAGAUCACGUUAAACAAUCAAAGAGUCUCUUUAUCAUGUGCCACAUCCCAGUCUUCUGCUGGAUUUCAGCCACUGUUCUCCAGAACAUUCUGGAGGAGAAGAGAAAUAAUGAUGUGAGAAACACUCAGGCUGAUGAGAUCUCUAAAACACUGCAGGAAUCAAACACUGAAGACACUCCCAAGACUCUGACACAAAUGUACACACACUUUCUCCGCUUUCAGAUCCAGCAGAGCCGCCGGAAAUAUGAUGGAGAAUACACACCAGAUGUUUCCUGGGAUAAAGACACAAUCCUUUCACUGGGGAAACUGGCAUUUCAUCAGCUGGAAAGAAACAACCUGAUCUUCUAUGACACAGACCUGGAAGCCUGUGGUCUUGACGUCUAUAAGGCAUCAGUGUACUCAGGCAUGUGUACCCAGAUCUUUAAGGAGGAAACAGGGAUCGUUCUUGGUACCAUGUACUGCUUUGUUCACUUGAGCAUUCAAGAGUUUAUUGCAGCCCUUUAUGCACAUCUGUUUCUAGACAUCAACAAGACAAGUGUGUUUGAUCAUGAGUCUACAGAACAGGAAAACAGAAAUGAAACCAUGAUUGAUUUUCUCAAGACUGCAGUGGACAAGGCGCUGGAGAGUGACAAUGGACACCUGGACCUUUUCCUUCGCUUCCUCCUCGGUCUGUCACUCCAGUCCAAUCGACAACUCUUACGAGGUUUGUUGACACCGCGAGACGGCACUGACCAGAGCAACAAGGGGAUAGUUCAACGACUCUUACGAGGUCUGUUGACAAAGACAGACGGCACUGACCAGAGCAACAAGAGGAUAGUUCGACGACUCUUACGAGGUCUGUUGACACAGCGAGACAACACUGACCGGAGCAACAAGGAAAUAGUUCAGUACAUCAAGCAGAAAUUAGAAGCUAAUCUUCCUGCAGAGAGAUCCAUCAAUCUGUUCUACUGUCUGAAUGAACUGAACGACCAAACUCUGGUGAACGAGAUUCAGACCCACCUUAGCAAAGGAAGUCUCUCAUCUGGUGACCUUUCACCUGCCCAGUGGUCUGCUUUAGUCUUUGUGUUGUUGACAUCAGAAGAAGAGCUGGAGGAGUUUGAGCUUCAGAAAUUCAAGAAAUCAGACGAGUGUCUCAUUAGAUUAUCGCCAGUCAUUAAAGCCUCCAGAAGAGCUCUGUUAAAUGAUUGUAACUUAACAGACAAAAGCUGUUCAGCUCUGGCUGCAGUUCUUGGAUUAGAUACUAAUCUGAAAGAGCUGAGCAUGAACAAUAAUAAGCUGCAGGAUUCAGGAGUGAAGCUGCUCUGCACUGGAUUGAAGAAUAUAAAGUGCAAAUUGGAGAUACUGAGGUUUAGCUGCUGUGAUAUGACAGAUGAAGGUUGUUCUGAUGUGACUUCAGCUCUGAAAUCAAACCCAUCACACCUGAGAGAGCUGGACCUGAGCUUUCUGUUUGUGCUAAUGGGGGAUAUUGUUUCAAGUCUUGAAACAGGUGUUUUUUUUUUUACUUUUUAUGAGUCAGAGGAAACCCUGAUCAUAGAUGUGAACUAUUGUUAUUUCUCUGUCUUUAGUCUGAGUGAUUGCAUUAUUACAGAGAAACAGAGUCUCUUCCUGACUUCAGCUCUGAAAUCAAACCCGUCACACCUGAGAGAGCUGGACCUGAGCGGGAAUGAACUAGGAAACUCAGGAGUGAAGCACUUAUGUGCCGUACUGAAGGAUUCACACUGUAAACUGGAGAGAUUGAGGUUGAGCUGCUGUGAUAUGACAGAUGAAGGUUGUUCUGAUGUGACUUCAGCUCUGAAAUCAAACCCGUCACACCUGAGAGAGUUGGACCUGAACGUGAAUAAUCUAGGAGACUCUGGAGUGAAAAACCUCAGUGAUCUACUGAUGAACCCACAAUUCAAGCUGGAGAAACUACAUCUACAGUACUGUGGCAUUACAGAUGUUUCUUCUUUAACUCAGUCUUUGACGAACUCAAAAGCUCUGCAGUUUUUAAAAGAGCUUGAUCUGAGUGACAAUAAGAUCGGAGACUCAAAGCAGCGGCUCAGAGACGAACUACGAGACUCAAACUGUGUCCUGAGAGUAGAUUAAGAUCGACUGGCAAACGCCCGGAUCGACCGGACUUACAUCAUGGUUUAAAUCUGUGAAACGGAGAUGAGAGGAGCAGAAACCAUCAGGUGAUCCACAGAAGAGUCUCACUGCUGUCUAUGAGGAGAAAUACAUGUGUAAAUGUGUUUCAUACAGCUGGAAGAGGCUCAGACUUCACUAUUAAAUAAAGCAGCGUGUGUGUUAGCAUGCGUAUUAGAAACAUGUGAUAUUGAAUGAUUAAUGUUGGUUUAUUAUUCAGCCAAAUGAUGGUUUAGUUGUAAUUAAAGGUGGAACAGAGGAAGAAGCUCAGAUGAGUGUCAGCAGAAAUCUUCACUAUCAGGCCUGCAAAUAUAAUAAUGUUUAGACUAAAAUAAUCCAGAAUUAUUCAAAUAUUUCUAAUCAUGAACGUGAUUGUCAACUAUAGCACAUACAUGUUUCAAAAGAUAUAGAUUACAUGUAACUUUUAAACAUUUACAGUAUCUCUCUAACAUUUUAUACACAGAAUAUGUUUAUUGUUAUUGUUUUAUUCUAUAUGAAGUUAGUUAUGUGUGUGUGUGCGUGCGUGCGUGCGUGCGUGUGUGUGUGUGUGUGUGUGUGUGUGUGUGUUGCUGAUGCACAGAUGUACAGUAUAUUGUCUCUGUUCUGUGGAUGAAGUCUCUUCUCCUCUACAGACCGACUAAACAUUUUCCCCAGUUAACAGCAUUUAUGUGUGUUUUACUCGCUCCUCAGAUGGCAGAUGGGGGCCACUUCAGGCGAUGAUGUGGCACUGCAGGCCUUCUUAUGGCCCGACAAAAUGUGUGUGAGUCUGAAAGUGGCCCACUUGUAAAAUGGCAAAUAUGGCCCAAAAAUAUGACAAAAAAUUUGCACAAUUGACAAUGACUAAUCUGGGUGUAAACCAAACAUGACCCACAUAUGUUGCAUCAAAUGUGACCCAAUUAUCUUAAAAACAAAUCAGGGCCAGUUUUGGCAAAGAUGAAGGACAGUAAUCACUGUGAAUCUGAAUGUGAACCCAUGGAUGUCAGUGUGAAAUGUGCUGGGGACAGAAACACAUUCAUUUAUUUUUUUCUUUCGUGCAGGUCAUGUUUUGAAAGACGAUGUCCUGUAGAUUACUAAUGUAAAUAAAUAAAAAUGUAUACAAAAAUGUGAUGAUGUCCGGUGCCUAUGUGUGAACCUAAAGUGGCCAAAUAAACGAAAAAUGAGCGAA